This is a messenger RNA of Toxotes jaculatrix (banded archerfish), 1298 nucleotides long. RefSeq names its product general transcription factor IIIC, polypeptide 6, alpha (gene gtf3c6). The transcript is spliced from 6 exons. The record is from RefSeq and is a predicted model, not a curated record. Bases 122 to 574 code for a protein of 150 amino acids. Gene Ontology annotation, biological process: transcription by RNA polymerase III. Gene Ontology annotation, cellular component: transcription factor TFIIIC complex. Lineage: Eukaryota; Metazoa; Chordata; Actinopteri; Toxotidae.
UUCGCGGAAGUCGUCUAUCACAUUGUAUAGGAAGAUACUGUGGCAGUGUUUUCUGGAUAAUAUUUGCAGAAUUUGACUUUUUAAUUCUUAUCACUACCCUUUUAUUACAGGACUUUUGAAUAUGGAUGAUGAAUGGGAGGAGGAGGAGAAGCUUGUUGUGGUGGAGCUCUCCGGUAUAAUCAACAACGACUUUCUGUCCAAGUGUCGGGGCACAUGCAAGAUACUGGAUAUUGACAGUGAGAAGCCCAUGAUGCAGGUUGGACAGUAUGUGUUUGCAGGAGAAUAUGAAGACGCUUUGGGAACUUGUGUGCUAUUCGAGGAGGGACCACAGAAAGGAAAAGCAGACAGUGGUCCAGAGCUCAAGUACAUGUGCCACACCGUGAAGAAGCUGAUGAUGCAACGAAUCUUCCUCACUGAGAAAAAAGAUAGUGAAACCAGUACAGCAGGAAGCGGUGAUGGUGAUGAACAGAAGGACACAACCUGUCAGUCCAGUCAAGAAGAAAAUGACAAGCAACAGGCAGAAGCAGAAGAAGAGAUGAACAACACAGAUUUGGAAGACUCAGCAGUGGGUUGAGAAACAGGGGGGUUUGUUACAUUAUGACCCUGCUAUGCAUGUGCAGAGACGUCAGCAUUUUGUGAGGCUGUGCGAGGACUCUGGUUAUUCAAAGACAGAAGUGACUGAACAGUGGUAGGAAUACUCAGCUUAGCGGCAGGAAGUGCUUUCAUUGUGCUUCUCUGAUCUCUGAUAUCAACAAUCUAACCAGCAGAGGGAAAGAAUCACAACUGCAGAAAUUGAUCAAUAGAUAAAAAAUGAGUCAGCAACUCUUUUGAUACUCAAGUCAUUUCUCAUGUGAAUAUGUCAAAUGUAGUGUUUCAGUCCUCUGAAAUGUGAGAAUUUGUUGAUUUUACUUGUUUACAUUUAUUGGGGGUUUUAUACUGUUGUUUGGGCAAAAAAGAGACUUGAUUACAUCAUCUUGAGAAGUAUGAAAGUGUAGUGGGUAUGUCUUAUUGUUUUGGAUUUUGGGUGCAGAUUAAUAGAUAAUGAGAAUUAUCUUUAUUUGCAGCCCUAGUCAGAAAUCUACUUCAACGGCAAGGUUAUAGCAGAAAUGUGCUCACUGGACAAUGAGCCAUUUGUACAUUUAGUGACAAGGGUGCUUGACUUAAAAAUAUAAAGACCUUAUUUUCUGAUUUGUAAUAAUUUUAUCAGCACUAUUAUAGAGAUAAUGUUUACAGUGUUACUGCUAAAAGUAAGUGAAAAUGUUUUAUUUGUUGAUUAAAUAAAUUUGGCUCACGGAAAA